Messenger RNA from Anopheles marshallii, 4065 nucleotides. Its product is annotated as (E3-independent) E2 ubiquitin-conjugating enzyme UBE2O. NCBI's taxonomy places the organism in Eukaryota, Metazoa, Arthropoda, Insecta, Diptera, Culicidae. The transcript is spliced from 5 exons. The coding region runs from base 1 to 4065 and encodes 1354 amino acids. The record is from RefSeq and is a predicted model, not a curated record.
AUGGAGAAGGUGAAAAGUGUAGAACGGGCAGCCAUCAUAAAAAAUCGCCCAAGCAACGAACAGAAAGCGGCAGCCGCCAAUGGUAGCCCCGGUUUGAACAGCGACGCAACACAAGCGCUUCGAGUGCGACCCUCACAGCUUUACCAUCCACACGGUCAGCAGACGCUCGGAACGGGACCACUUUCGUCCGAUCGAAAGACCCACAUCGUACAGCACCAGCAGGAUCGUGUUGAGAAUGAAAAGUGUAACGAGGACGCAAACAACGGCGACAGUGGCGAGGACGAACAGGAAAAUCAAUACUUCUACGAGGAUGAAAUUUUUUGUCUCACCCCCAAAAAUGGUCACGUCAAGUUUGGCCUGGUGCUCGAUAACUACGACGAAAGCGAAGAAGAGACGGCAGAGGAAGAUGCACCAAAGCGGGGUGAAAUUCGUGCCUGUUGGCAUCCGGAUGGACGCGAAGAAAUCAUCAAACAGCGAAAGGUAGGGCUUGCCGACAGGACACUAAUGCCGGGUGAUGUUGUGCGUCGAAUGGUUCGGGGAAGGGACACGCAGCGAGGCUACUGUCACGAGAUAACCGUUAAGGCAGAUCUCCGUAUCAUCGGCACCAAGCACGUCAUCCGUAACGUGCCAUCGGAUCGACUUCGGCCACUGUUAUCCCUGCCUAAAGAUAGUGCAGUUUGUCUAGACUCAUGGGUCGGCAGCACAAAGCAAAUCAUCGAAAAGUUAAUCCUUAAAUCGUCCUGUGGAUCGCUGGUAGAAAUAUGUCCUGCCAGCGAGUUAGGAAUGUUCCGAGAUCAUAACAUGCGCUUCCGGCGAGGAUUCUUUGCGGAACCAUUGUUCUAUCCAGGGCAGCAGCUGGUGGGGCUCAUGAGCGAGCUGGCAAAUGCCAAGUGGCUCACCACGUCGAACGAGAUGAAACUUUCACGCAAGAAUUACAUGCUGGAACGAAAAUUCACCGUCCAAUCGGUGGAGCUGCAGGGUGUUUCAGUUCAUUGGCAGUGUAAGGUUUCGACCGAAGAUCUAGAACAGAAGCUGUCAGAAGGGGGCAGCUUGCAACAACCGCCAGAAUACAUCAGUAAAGAGGAUUUAAAGCGGUUGAAAAAAUUGAAUCUCUUCGAAUCGUGCAUGCUGCAGAUUAACGAUAAAAAUUAUCUAAAAAUAGAAGAAUCUGAUGUAAUCUGCUCCAAGCAGGCUUGGCGCAAGGACAUGAGCGGCAAGUAUCGGGAGCAAUUGUUGCAAGAAAGCAAAGCGAAAGUAAAGCCAAUCAAAGCUUCAACCGCAGAAGAGGAAAAGGUGACGAAAUCAGCUAAAUUGAACAACGUAGAUUCGAAGCUGACGGUUCGCAGUGCUGGAAAAGAGAAUGGAGGCCACGGUUUAUCAACAAAGCUCGCGAAUGAGGACAGUGAUGAAGGAUGGGAAACGGACGAGGAGGGUGAACAAUCGGACGGGGCCGCAUCGUCUUGUUCGGUUACAUCUAAACCUAGCCCGAGGAAAUCUCCCUUGCUGUCGAAACGUGCCUGUAAGCUGAAACGUCGCCAGUUGGCUGGCGAAUUUAGUGGCGAUCGAUUACCAGCAGCCGGGGAUGAAGUGGUCACUGAAGCACUGGUUGUCUACAGCACGGCAACGGUCGUUUGGCAGGACGGGACCAUCGAAACGAACAUUCCGUCAACCGAACUUCGUCCGAUCCAUCACCUGGAUGAUCAUGAAUUUUUUCCAGGAGAUUUUGUGCUGGCGGGCAAUACUGAUCCAGCUAAAAAUCCAUCCUUUCGUGAUUACGGUGUUAUACAGGAUGUAGAUCAUCACGGAAGAACGGCACGUGUGAAAUGGUUCAGUACGUAUACGUGCACGGCAGAACCGCAGCCAACGUAUAACGGUGAAUCGGAGGUCAGUGUGUACGAUCUGAAAGAUCAUCCAGAUUUCCAAUAUCGGCCCGGGACAAUCGUAAUUCGUGUAGCUAACUUUACCGGCGAAGAUGGUGUUUCCACCGCCGGCCAGGUAUUGGACAAUUACCCGAACGGGAUGGUGAAGGUAUGGUGGGUGGACGGAUUCGUCAGCAUGUGCUGGCCGCAGGAUAUUUUCGAGGUUGGACAAUACGAUUCGGAGAACAAUUUUUGGGGCAGCGUAGGUGAUUCGGAUGCUGAUUCGUGGGAAACGGAAGCGGAAUCCUGUCAUUUUGGUGACGCAGAUGCGGGUUCCCCAUCGGUAAUGCUGAAACCGCAGCUAACAACAAACCUGGAGCGGGCUCGCGUAGCAAUUGCAAGGCUCGAGGAGCUGUUCAACAUAAAUCCUCAUCUACAAAACCAAGAAAUUAUGAAAAAGCUUAUGAUGGUGUACAAAAAGUGUCGUUUCCUUGAUCGACUGAUGAAUACGAGUUUCUUCCACGAGCGCCAUUUUAUGGGGCUGGUAGAACGGGUACGGAAGUCAAACAAUCAGACCACGGUCGAACGAAUGCAGGAUCAGAAGAAUCGUCUGUUUAAUCAGAGUGCAUCCGGUUCGAAAACGUCCACCCCGACAGCCAACACACCGGAAGCAGUAAAAACGUAUUCCUUGCAGAGGGCACUCUUCAGUCCGAGCACACCGAACAGUCCGUCGGUCAGUAGUCCCACCGAAAAGCAGGAGGAAAACGAUAAUGCCAACUAUAACGUCGGUAUCGCCAACAUGGAGUUGGACUACGUGAACAUGUGCAUGAAAAUGAACGAAAACGCGGAGAACGAUCUAAACAAUACAAGUUCGGUGUUUGAUCUAGCCGAAGCCGGUCCCGGAUCUGACAAGCCGGAUCAGGAGGAUAAAGAAACGGGAGAGCAACUGUCGCGGGAGUGUGUCGCGGCACGGUUAUGUUCGCUACUCAAGAGUCAGCUCAUAAAAGUGCUGGAAGAGAUAAUCGAACGUUACGGGUUGGAGGAUCCUUUCAAAGAGAUUAUAUCGGUAGUAGAGAUCAAUACACCGACACUUGCCUCGAUGCCACCCUCUUGGACACCAUCUCCGGCCGGAACGCCUGAAAUUCCCAGCACCACUCCAGAUCCGAUAGCCGCAAGCUCACCAACCGUGGCAGGCAUGGAUAUGGUACCAUCCUCGCCGUCAGGCCCUGUAUCCGAAAGCUUCCAGAUAAUCGAUUCGGCACCAACUUCACACAAGUUUCAUUUAACAAUUUUUCAAACCAGCAACGCACAAAGCUUCUAUAAAGCGGUACAGCGAGAACAUUGGCUUUUGCGGACAGCUUUACCGCCCGGGGUGUGGGUUAGAACGUUUGAAGAUAGGCUAGAUUUGCUGAGCGUUAUGAUCGAGGGUCCCAAGAAAACGCCAUACGAGGAUGGUCUGUUUUUGUUCGACAUACAGCUUGGGCUGGAUUAUCCGCGCGCUCCACCGUUGUGCCAUUAUAUAAGCUACUGCACCGAUCGAUUGAAUCCGAACCUGUACGAAGACGGCAAGGUGUGCGUUUCACUGUUGGGAACCUGGUCCGGUAAAGGUACGGAAGUUUGGGGACCGUCGAGUACACUGCUGCAGGUGAUCGUGUCCAUACAGGGAUUAAUAUUGGUUGCGGAACCAUACUUCAACGAGGCAGGAUAUGAAAAGCUUCGGGGUUCGCAGCAAGGCAAGGAGAAUUCGCGUAUGUACAACGAAAUGGUACUACUGAAACUGGUGCAAUCAAUGACCAAAUUAGUGUCCAAUCCACCGGAAGUGUUCCGUGAUCAAAUUUUAACCCAUUUCCACGCUUGUGGGCAACGCAUGUAUCAUCGUCUUAAAACAUGGAUGGAACUGUCGAAUGAUUACAACCGUCGGAUUAGUGUCGCGGAACGAAAUGAAAAAGAACCAAUCGCUUCUUGUGAUUCGGGUGCUUCUCAAGCAAAAGGUGCUCCUGCUCCUGUUGCCAGCCAGGAAGAUACUGCUAUCAAGGAUGAAUUACUGUCAGAGAACAGCGAUCCUCUGGUACCGCAGCCAGAAUUUCCACUCAUUCCAGCAAGCCGUGGUUUUUGCCUCACGCUGACCGGUCUUUUGGAAGCGUUCCAAAAGCAGUUGCAACAGUUAGCAACUUUACCGGUGGCACCCCUGGCCGACGGUAAAUAA